This is a messenger RNA of Vitis vinifera (wine grape), 2751 nucleotides long. RefSeq lists its product as uncharacterized. Lineage: Eukaryota; Viridiplantae; Streptophyta; Magnoliopsida; Vitales; Vitaceae. Gene Ontology annotation, cellular component: intracellular membrane-bounded organelle. The record is from RefSeq and is a predicted model, not a curated record. The transcript has a single exon. The coding region runs from base 1 to 2751 and encodes 916 amino acids.
AUGACUAUGAUUCUGAAUUCUUGCACACCCACCUCUGCAAACAGGUGGUAUCUGUUAUCAGGGCUCCAAGCCUCCUUCUAUGUAGUCCUCUUCAUCAUCUGUGCAGCCUCUGUAUCUUGCUCCCCAUCUCAAAUCUCCUACCUUGAUCACUGUUCUUCCAUUGUCCCAGAAUUUCCCCCCACUGUUCGGGAGUUCUCCACCUUGCUGUUUCCCGGAACCCAAAAUGGAUACUGUCAUGGGGGAGAUGGAAUUUUAAGCCAGGAUUCCUCUGACUACUCGGCAAGCUUCUCUAAACUUCUGGCAUUGCAGACCCGGAAAAUAUACAGAACUGAGGCUGAAGGUGUUUUCAAGGUGGAAGGGAGUCUGAACCUCCAAAGCAAUAAUAGGUAUUACUAUGGGGAAGAUUUGAGAGAGAUGGAGAAUUCCUAUUCUGGGGUUCUGCCUACAAGCUUUUGGGGUGGUUCAGUGACCUUUCUUCUACAUGGGUUCUGGUCAGAAUCUUCUGGGAAGCUUUGCAUGGUGGGAACAGGCUCUGCCUACUCCAGAGAAGGUGAGUUGCUUGAUCUUGCUGCCGUGCUCAAGCUCAAUAACGUAAAAAAUCUGAGCACUGUUACUGACUUGGUUGGUGGGACUUUAGAGAGCUUGAAUUUGGCUAGUGAUUCCAAUUACUUUGAACCAAUUUCCAUGUUGGUGUUUCCUCAAAUGAAUUACAAGUACACUUUGGUUUCUGAGGUCGGUUUGGAGUCAAAUAUCAGUAUCUGUUCAAUGCUUUCAAGGCCAGAUAAUUGGUUUGAAUUGGAGUAUCCACUUGACUGCUAUUCUCUGCAGAAUUGCACUCCUUUUGGUGGGGAAAUUGGAUAUCUUCCCCAUUUCAUAAACAUAAAAGCAAGUCAGUGUUCAGAGGAUGAACGGAGGUUGAAAAUUAUGAUCAAGUUUCAUAACUUUAGCUAUGUUGACUAUAACCAACUGCCAAGUCCCAACAUGACAUUGAUUGGGGAGGGGUGGUGGGAUGCCAAGAACAAUCGGCUAUGUGUCGUUGCCUGUCGAAUCUUGAACACCAUGCAGUCUCUCGCUAAUGCUCACAUCGGUGAUUGUUCAAUUAGGUUGAGUUUGAGAUUCCCAGCAAUCUGGUUGAUCAGAAGCAGAAGUAACAUUGUGGGGCAAAUUUGGAGCAACAAAACUAUAGAUGAUUCAGGGUACUUUAAUAGGAUCAUGUUUCAAAGUCCUGAGAAUAUAAGGCUGGAGAUUCCAGGCUUGAAAUAUGAGUACACUGAAAUUGACAGGGCAGGAAAGCUAUGCCAGAAAAAAAAGUGUGCUGAAAAUAAAGGGGAAAGAUACCCGAAUCCAAACGACUUUUCUUUUGAUAUGCAGUUUGACAUGAUGGUUAAAAACUCCACAGGAGUGAUGGCAUGGGGCUCUGCAGCCCCUUUCUUUGUGGGUGAUAAUCUUUAUGACCCUUUUGAGUAUGGCAUUCCUUCCUCAAGCUCAGAGCCAGGAAGCUCUGUAGUUGAAGCAAAUGCCAGGCAUAUUAGCCCAGUGAAUAUCAGCUACAAGAUAAGCUUCACAUUGGAACCUGGUGCUGAAUUUGGUGGUAUCAUCAGCCCAUUUAGCGAAUCUUUGGGUAGGCAUAUGAAAGUAGAUAUUUCUGCUGAAGGGAUUUAUGAUGCCAAAACAGGAGGUCUGUGUAUGGUAGGCUGCAGAAGGCUGAGCUCAAAGGCUCAUAUUUUGACAGAUGACUCUGUAGAUUGUGAGAUUCUUGUGAACCUUCAAUUCCCUCCAUUAGGUUCAGGGAAUGAAGGGUAUAUCAAGGGAAGUAUUGAAAGCACAAGGGAAAAAUCUGACCCUCUUUACUUCGAACGUCUGGAUUUGUCUUCAACUUUUUCUAGUAAGUUUGAAGAAAGCUGGUUCAUUGGGAGGAUGGAAUUGGAGAUCAUCAUGGUUCUGAUGUCCAACACCCUUACAUGUUUCUUUGUGGGAUUGCAACUCCUUCAUGUGAAGAAGAGCCCUGAAGCCCUUCCUUCUAUCUCAUUAGCCAUGCUUGUAAUUCUUACUUUCGGGUUCAUGAUCCCUCUCGUGAUGAACUUUGAAGCCUUAUUCUUGGGAAGCUUUACUGAUCAAAAUGUUUGGCUUGACAAUGGCAGAUGGUUUAAAUUGAACAAUCUGCUCAUACUGGCUGCUUUUCUGUUGCAAUUCUGUCUUCUCCAUUUCACAUUGUCAGCCAAAUUAGGCGAUGGAAAACAGAAGGGCUUGUGGGCGGCUGCAGAGAAGAAUGCUCUCUAUCUGUCCUCACCAUUAUAUAUAGCUGGCUGCUUAAUUUCCAUUUUUCUGAACUGCAAGCAGAACAACCUGCCUUUUUUCCACCUUAUGAAUUACCAGCUGCAUUCUCUUUGGAGGGACUUGAGAUCUUGUUCUGGAUUGGUCCUUGAUUGGUUCCUUUUACCUCAAAUCCUGCUCAAUUUGUUCAUAGACUCAAGAGAAAAAGCUCUUUCUCAUGCAUUUUACAUUGGAACAACUUCCAUCAGAUUGCUCCCACAUGCAUAUGAAUUGUACAGUGCUUUGAGCUUUGCCCGAGGCUUCGAUGGGUCAUGGAGCUAUGCAAAUCCUGGUGCAGGCUUUUACACUACUGCUUGGAAUGCCAUGAUUCCUUGUGGGAGUCUGCUGUUUGCUGUGGUCCUCUUCUUGCAGCAGAAAUAUGGGGGUCUAUGCAUCCUCCCCAAGAAGCUUAAGGGCCAGAAGUAUGUGAGAAUGUAG